Anopheles cruzii is the source of this 1521-nucleotide messenger RNA. Its product is annotated as transcription factor grauzone-like. Bases 1 to 1521 code for a protein of 506 amino acids. NCBI's taxonomy places the organism in Eukaryota, Metazoa, Arthropoda, Insecta, Diptera, Culicidae. Gene Ontology annotation, molecular function: DNA-binding transcription factor activity; zinc ion binding. The transcript is spliced from 2 exons. Gene Ontology annotation, cellular component: nucleus. The record is from RefSeq and is a predicted model, not a curated record.
AUGAACGAAAAGUGUCGCUUAUGUUUGAAAAUUGUGCAAUGCGAAAAGUACGUUUCCAUUUUAGAUAUUCAGUUCAGUAAGCGACUGGCAACAAUUUUCCAGUUCACCAUCGCGGUGGGCGAAGCUCUUCCGGAACGGGUUUGCCAGCUGUGUCAGAGUACAGUGGACGAGUUUCACAGCUAUUACCUGCAAGUUCAAACGAACCAGAAACAGCUCUCGUCACUGCACGUAUUAAAUGAAACCGACGAUGCAUUUCCUCUUACUACGGUAAAAGUGGAGCCGUUGUUUGAUGAACAUUUGUUCGAAACAGAGGCGAACGAUAUCGGUCGGAUAGACUCUGUGAAGGACGAAUCUCUUAAGGAAACUGUCGAUGGCAGUGAUAGUGAUUCGACGACAAGCGAUGACUCUAACGGAGACGACAUGUUGUUGAACGAUGAGGACGAUAAGCAAGAGGAUAACGAAGGAAGCGAAGCGAUAGUUCAUGUCCGGCGCAGGGGUCGAAACCUUAAAAAAGAAAGAACGGACGCCCCAGGCAAGACUGAACGUACAGAUAAAUCAAAAUGCACGACACAAGCCAAGCACCAGGAAAAAGAGCAGCGGAUAAGGAACUUCUUCAGCCUGGAGUGUGAGCUGUGUUCAGCACCCCUGAAUGACUUUACGGAUCUGCAGGACCAUUAUCGCCAGGUGCAUAAUGUAACGGGAUACGUUCGCUGCUGUGAUAGACUGUUCUACCGUCGGUAUCUGCUAUUGGACCACAUAGACGCUCACAGUGGUACGAUUCGAUGUGAGAUAUGCCAGAAGAGCUACAAAUCGAACCGCUACUUGACGCUGCACAUGGCAAAAACACACAGCCGGGAGGAAGACCGACCGUUCAAAUGUGACCAAUGUCACGUAUCGUACCCGAAGUCGUACCUCUUGAAGGCCCACCGCGCUUUGCACGUGCAAGAGGAGUGUCGCAUCUGUAAAAAGGUGCUGUCCAACAACCAAUCGCUGAAGGUGCACAUUGCCCAAAUGCACGGUGACGAUGGGAAUCACAUUUGUGACACGUGCGGGAAAGUGUUCCGCACCAAAGCGGCCAUGGAGCGGCACAUCAAGGAGCAUCUGGGGCUGGAGCUGGUCGAGCGAAUGCAGUGUGAAUACUGCAAAAAGUGGUUCAACGGGAAGUACAACCUGAAGAAGCACAUUCGCUUUCUGCACAACGAGGAGGGACAAGAGUUUCGCUGCGACAUCUGUCAACACGAGAGCCCCAACAGCCGGGCGUUGGCCAACCACAAACUACGUGUUCACGUUGAGGAGAAGUACGAGUGCGAGUACUGCGGCAAGCGAUUCAAGCGAAGGCCCAACCUUCGCGAGCACAUUGCAUCGCACACGGGCAAUGCGCUUUAUUCGUGCGAAAUCUGUGGUAUCAAGUUCAAUUCCAAGGCCAAUCGCUUCACACAUCGCAAAAACAAGCAUCCCGUCGAAUGGGAAGCCAACAAGCGAUUGAAAGCCGAGAGAGAGAUGAGUAAACACUGUGUUUAG